Messenger RNA from Lotus japonicus, 4336 nucleotides. Its product is annotated as DNA gyrase subunit A, chloroplastic/mitochondrial. Gene Ontology annotation, biological process: DNA topological change. The record is from RefSeq and is a predicted model, not a curated record. Bases 1197 to 4028 code for a protein of 943 amino acids. Gene Ontology annotation, cellular component: chromosome; DNA topoisomerase type II (double strand cut, ATP-hydrolyzing) complex; cytoplasm. NCBI's taxonomy places the organism in Eukaryota, Viridiplantae, Streptophyta, Magnoliopsida, Fabales, Fabaceae. Gene Ontology annotation, molecular function: DNA topoisomerase type II (double strand cut, ATP-hydrolyzing) activity; ATP binding; DNA binding. The transcript has 27 exons.
UUUUGAAGCUACACACCAUGAUACAUUUUUUUUGAUAAGCACACCAUGAGACAUGUGAAAUGAAAUGAGUCAAAAAGAGAGAGUUGCUAAUUGGAACUGAUGAAGAAGAUUGAAGGGCUCUCAAGUCUGAAGUCUGAACACUGCAGUGUAGUGACGAGGUGAAUCCUUUGAAUAUCCCCUAAAAAGCACCUGGCCUAAACACCAGCAUCGUCCCCCAAUUCCCCACCCCACCACAACCAACAAAUCCAUAACAAAUUAACAGCAACCCCGCCCCACCGCGAUUGGAGAAGUUUCUCAAUGCUUUGGGCUCGACCAGGGCUCGGCGUUGGGUUCUGUAUCUGGUGGGUCGGUUUCCUGGCGGUUCCGCUGGUGGCUUUGUGGAUGGGCGACUGCUCCGAGUGCGAGAUCUACGAGCUUCGCGCCUGCGAGAUCGUGAUUGUAACCUUUCAGGCCACGCUCGUCGGCGCCUCCUUGCUCUGCCUCUCCCAUAACCUGUGUUCUUGUUGUUAAUACUCAUCUUCAUCUGGGUUUGGAAUCUUUUGGGUUCGAAAAUUGAAACAAGAGAUUUGAGGAUGAAGAAGGAGGAGAAAAUCAAAGAUGGAAGGGUGGUUGUGGUGGUGACUGGUGAGUGGCGCUGGUUGAAGGGAAGAAGAAAGGUGGUUGUCAAUGUGUGUGUGGCUAAGUGUGUAUGAGAUUAAAUUUGGGGCAAAAAAAAUCUAUUGAGUUUUUUUCUUGUAUACCAUGAGGAAGAUGAAGAUCAUGAAGGAAGAGAUGAAGAUUAUAGAUUUCUGGGUUUUGAGUUUUUAAUUAAUUUUUUUUUCUUCAGAAAUCGUGUAGGUGGUGCAGAAAGUAAGGGGGGGGUGAAAAUAGCAAGCUCCGUUAGCUUUCAAACGGCUAACUAACGGAAGGAGCAUAUUUUCUCAAAUUAAUACAUGAGGGAGAGAAUCUGCUCAUUUUAAACAUAAGGGAGAGAUUUCGCACAACGGUGAAAGAUGAGGGAGCAAAUGUGCAAUUAAGCCAAGAAAAAAAGAAAACAAAAUGUUGGUCAGUCGCAGUCGCACGCGAAUCGAGUAAUCCACAAGUUGGCGCGCGAGAGAAAACACCAUAAAGGGUUUUAGCCGUUGAUUUAUCCCUCACCCUAAAAUCCCUAAAACCCCAAAAAUCUCACUCUCACAAAUGGCACCACCGCCAUCUCUAUGAAACCCUCUUCCCUCCAAAACCCCCUCAACCCUCAUCUUCUCCACUCACCCUCCUCCUCCAUCUCCAUGGCACUUUCCUCCGCGCUCAGAGUCCUCAGACUCUCCCCUUUCGUCUCCCUCACGCGCCCCUCUCCGCUCCGCCUCGCUUCCUCGGAGCUCCGCUUCCUCUCUUCCGCUACCCGACGGCGCCCCGCCACGGCUGUCCGGGCCUCCGGAAACGGCAGCGUGACGGUUGUGAACGGUAACAGCAACAGUGGUAAUAAUGGUGAUGGCAGGAGUGAAGGAAGGAUUCUGACGAAGGAGCUUCACAAAGAGGCCACGGAGGCUUACAUGUCGUAUGCGAUGUCCGUGUUGCUCGGUCGUGCUCUGCCGGACGUUCGCGACGGGUUGAAGCCAGUGCACAGAAGGAUUCUAUUUGCAAUGCAUGAGCUCGGUCUCUCUUCAAAAAAAUCAUUCAAGAAAUGUGCAAGAGUUGUUGGAGAGGUAUUGGGAAAAUUCCACCCUCAUGGAGACUCUGCUGUGUAUGAUUCCUUGGUGCGGAUGGCUCAGGAUUUUUCGUUGCGCUAUCCUUUGAUCCAAGGUCAUGGAAAUUUUGGGUCAAUUGAUGCUGAUCCUGCUGCUGCCAUGCGUUACACAGAGUCCAGACUGGAAGAAUUGGCUGAAGCAGUGUUGUUGGCAGAUCUAGAGCUAGAUACAGUUGAUUUUGUUCCAAAUUUUGAUAAUUCACAGAAAGAACCAUCAGUUCUACCUGCUCGUCUUCCAAUCUUAUUGUUAAAUGGUGCUUCUGGGAUUGCGGUUGGGAUGGCUACUAAUAUCCCUCCUCAUAAUCUCGGGGAAUUAGUGGAUGUGCUUCGUGUGUUGAUACAUAAUCCAGAAGCUACUCUGCAAGAAAUGCUUGAAUACAUGCCGGGACCUGAUUUUCCAACAGGAGGGGUGAUUAUGGGAAAUCUUGGGAUCCUAGAAGCCUACCGAACUGGUCGAGGACGUGUUGUUGUCAGAGGGAAAACUGAGUUUGAAUUGCUCGAUUCUAAGACAAAACGGACUGCAAUAAUCAUUAAAGAGAUUCCUUACCAGACAAACAAAGCUGCAUUAGUAGAGAAGAUUGCUGAACUUGUAGAAAACAAGAGUUUAGAUGGGAUAAGUGAUAUUCGGGAUGAGAGUGAUCGUUCUGGAAUGCGUAUAGUCAUUGAGCUGAAGCGGGGAUCAGACCCAUUAAUUGUGCUGAAUAAUCUUUAUCGCUUAACGUCUCUACAGUCAACAUUUAGUUGUAACAUGGUGGGUAUUCUUAAUGGACAACCUAAACAAACGGGGUUGAAGGAAUUGUUGCAGGAAUUCUUAGACUUCAGAUGCUCUGUUAUUGAGAGACGUGCGAGAUUUAAGCUAUCAAAAGCACAAGAAAGGAGACAUAUUGUUGAGGGUAUUCUUAUUGGGUUUGACAAUCUGGAUCGGGUGAUUCACAUAAUACGUGAGGCGUCAAGUAACUCAAUUGCAACAGCUGGGUUACGCAAUGAGUUCAGUCUCUCUGAAAAACAAGCUGAAGCUCUUAUGGACAUCAGCCUAAGAAGACUGACCCGUCGUGAGAGCGGGAACUUUCUGGCUGAAAGCAAAUCUUUGAUGGAACAAAUUUCCAAGUUAGAAGAAUUAUUGUCCAGCAGGAGUAACAUACUGGAGGUCAUAGAACAAGAAGCAAUUGAGCUGAAAAAUAAGUUUGCCGAUCCAAGGCGUUCAAUGUUGGAGGACACAGAUAAUGGUCAACUAGAAGACAUUGAUGUUAUUCCAAAUGAUGAAAUUAUAUUGGCACUUAGUGAAAAAGGUUAUGUGAAGCGUAUGAAGCCAAACACUUUUAACCUUCAAAACCGUGGAACAAUUGGCAAAUCAGUGGGCAAACUAAAAGUGAAUGAUUCAAUGUCUGAUUUUCUUGUUUGUCGUGCACACGAUCAUGUCCUUUAUUUCAGUGAUAAGGGAACAGUAUACUCAGCUCGUGCUUAUAAAAUUCCUGAAUGUAGCCGGACUGCGGCUGGUACUCCACUUAUUCAGAUCUUAUCUUUAUCUGAUGGUGAAAGAAUAACAUCCAUUAUUCCUGUGAGUGAGUUUGCUGAAGAUCAGUUUUUGGUGAUGCUUACAAUGCAAGGUUAUAUCAAGAGAGUAUCCUUGAAUUCAUUUUCAUCAAUCAGAUCGACCGGAAUCAUUGCUAUUCAGUUGGUUCCUGGUGAUGAGCUGAAAUGGGUCCAUCUUUGCACAAAUGAUGACUUUGUGGCCAUGGCUUCCCACAAUGGAAUGGUCAUAUUGAGCCUAUGCAGUAAGAUUCGCACACUCGGAAGAAAUACGAGGGGGGCUGUGGCAAUGAGACUCAGGGAAGGGGAUAGGAUGGCAAGUAUGGACAUUAUACCAGCAGCCAUGUGGAACAACUUGGAAUCCUUAUCAAAAUCUCCUGGAAACAAUGGGAAGAGCCAAAAUGGCCCAUGGUUGUUGUUUGUUUCAGAGAGUGGCUAUGGAAAGCGGGUUCCUUUAAGCAGUUUCCGAAUGUCAUCUUUGAAUCGAAUUGGUUUGAUAGGAUACAAGUUCUCUGCUGAGGAUCGCUUGGCUGCUGUUUUUGUGGUUGGGUUCUCAUUAGCAGAGGAUGGUGAAAGUGAUGAACAAGUGGUUCUCGUAAGCCAAAGUGGUACAGUGAACAGAAUUAAGGUUCGGGAUAUUUCAAUACAAUCUCGAUUUGCAAGGGGUGUUAUUUUGAUGCGGCUUGAUCAUGCUGGAAAGAUUCAGUCAGCUUCCUUGAUCUCAGCAACAGAAUGCGAAGAGCCUGAGGAAGUUCUGGAAGUUGCCCAAGGCUAGUUGUACAUGAUCCUCCAUGUUUCGAAGGGUUUACUUUGCCCAAAUGCAUAUCUGAUUUGAAGUUUAGCCCUUGACAAAGUGCUGCUGCUUGGUUCUAGUUUUCCUCCUGCUCCAUUUUGUACAAUGUUUUUGUUGAUAGGUAUGUGGCGGGAAAAGGGGCUAGUUUAUUCUUCAGUUCUUGUAAAUUAUGACUGAAGAAUCAAGCGAAUUUGGGGCUAUAUAGUUAUUGGCGCAAAAUUUCAAUCAAUUCUAUGUGUUGUAACAAAAGCAUUAUUAGAAAAGCCCACUAAUCUAUUGGAUUUAAAUUA